Exophiala mesophila is the source of this 2049-nucleotide messenger RNA. RefSeq lists its product as uncharacterized. NCBI's taxonomy places the organism in Eukaryota, Fungi, Ascomycota, Eurotiomycetes, Chaetothyriales, Herpotrichiellaceae. The coding region runs from base 455 to 1717 and encodes 420 amino acids. Gene Ontology annotation, cellular component: cytosol; nucleus; ubiquitin ligase complex. Gene Ontology annotation, biological process: protein autoubiquitination; protein monoubiquitination; protein polyubiquitination. The record is from RefSeq and is a predicted model, not a curated record. Gene Ontology annotation, molecular function: ubiquitin protein ligase activity; ubiquitin conjugating enzyme binding; cyclin binding. The transcript has 2 exons.
AGAGCACUAUUGUCCUCAGAUGGGUAGUUGUCCGGCAUUCUGGCUUCUCCCAGGGACGAGAUAUUGCCUUUUCCUCAGCUCGAGUCCCAGCAGACCAACCAUCUAGCGCGACGAGAGACUUUGCCACCCAACACUCUCGUGUAUGAUACAUCCAGUCAUAUGAGGAGUCCUGUUAAGCAGGGCAUACGCGCUUUCAUAUCGAUAGCAAGUACCUGUCGGGCUGGCUAGGAGGGGCUAAAGUCGCAUGACCUCCUUUGUUAAGGACAAGAUCCCCUCCUAAACGACGAACUAACAACGCUUGCCACGAGAGAACCACAGAGUCGUCAACACUGUCGCCAGGGCCUCAAAUCACGACGACCCUGGGCAAUUAGGGUUCCUGACUGAGUCCCAUAUCUCACCUUAUAAGAGUCCCUCCAGAACAUCAGCCCAAUAUUGCUCUUUAGAGAGAUCGAUCAUGCCAAAACCCAAGAUCUAUCUCUACGCCGAAAUCUUGAUUCAUAUCCGCCAAUUGACCCUCUACGCUUCCUUAGAAACCGACAAGAACGAACAUACCAAAAUCCUGAUCUCUUCGGACAAACACAUCGUGACUGCACUGCAUGAGGGCGAAUCGUCCAGUAUUUACCUACCCACUCAGAUCUCGGGUACAGCCAACGUCACCUUCCCAUAUGAUCGCAAGACAGAGAUUUCGGCACGAUUGCAGAUUGACGAUCUCGAUGAAUUGAAAUCGACUUCGGAAAAUGUGUCAGGAAUCGAAGUUCCCUGGUCGGCUGGCGAUUUGACGGGGACGAAACUCGCUUUGCAAUGCAAAGGCUGUGGAGUCGAGAUUUUGGCGGCCGGGAAAAUCAACGAAUGGAAAGAUCUUCCUAGCAAUCACUGGGCCGACUUGAUGGAUAUUUGGUUUUGUCACAAGCCUCAUGAUGAUAAGGAUCCAGAACAUGGUGCUACCACCACGGCCGCUGCUGAAUCGAAAGGCUUUUCGGCAAAGAGUAAGACGAUAGCAAAGCCCAGCGUGGGCUUGAUUGACACGGUUUCAUUUUUAAUCAAUGGGGAGGACUGCAAAAAUCUAAAGGAGGAAGAAUCAUCCAAGUCGAAUUACUCGAUUGUCCGUUGCGCAAGCUGCGAGUCGGUGCUAGGCUCCAAGAGCCCAGACGCCGAGAAUAGUUUUAGACUAUACAAGUCUCGAUUGUCAAUUAAGCCCAGUUCUGACGAACCUCUACAACAAUACGCAGCUGCCGUCUUCAUUUGCAGCCAACUUCUGUCCCUCAUCGAGAGCUCCAUCAGCCGUAAAGUCGUGCUGCAUGAUGAUACGCCAGAUGCCCCCCACCGAAGUCGGGAUGGUCUCCUCCUUUGGAUAUUCAACCCCGACAUCUACUACUCAAGCUCGAGUCGUGGCCCUACAGCUCAUCGAGCGAUGAAGGUCUUCUACAAAUCCUUGCCGGAGCCGGCUAAGUUUAUCGACGACAACAGCAACACACACGAAGAACUUGUCGUUCCGCCUGAAGACUUUGACGAUUUCAACACAACGCUGCACGAAAGUUCGUCAAUAUUGCCGCAAUCAGCACGAAAGUUUCAAGACUGGGAUGUGGGGCUGGUGGAUCGCUGGGAGAAGAAUGCGACGGGAAUAUCGAGAAUGGAUGAGAAUCCACUGAAUAAAAAGGUGGAUGACGACUUUGAGGUGUUUAAACUGCCUCCUGGCUGGAAGGAGCUUUAUAUGUGAGUCAAGGGUCAUGUGUAGAAUUCACAACAACCAAUGCGACCUAUGUCGCGGAUGUGGAUUUGGAUUUCACCUCCUCCGUCCUGGCCUAUCCUGUGGACAUAGCUGUCGUGGACGGCGAAUCACCUUCUUUGGGAGACUGGAAUUCUCUUGAGGAAAGGAUCUGGCUGGAUGAAGAAAGCGUACGUCGAUGCAUCCACCUCUUUUGCAUUGAUAAAGCCAUCGAGAGAGGCGGACAUGCUCCUUCGAUAGAGCGACGUCCGAACAGCACGACUUGGCUCUUGCCGCCAACUAGGGAGUAUCUGCGAUACACAAACGCGAUCGCGGCGCAGGCA